Pieris brassicae (large cabbage white) is the source of this 2819-nucleotide messenger RNA. RefSeq names its product RAD50-interacting protein 1 (gene Rint1). Bases 77 to 2569 code for a protein of 830 amino acids. The transcript has 14 exons. NCBI's taxonomy places the organism in Eukaryota, Metazoa, Arthropoda, Insecta, Lepidoptera, Pieridae. Gene Ontology annotation, biological process: retrograde vesicle-mediated transport, Golgi to endoplasmic reticulum; regulation of ER to Golgi vesicle-mediated transport; endoplasmic reticulum to Golgi vesicle-mediated transport. The record is from RefSeq and is a predicted model, not a curated record. Gene Ontology annotation, cellular component: Dsl1/NZR complex.
UUUCUAAUCUGUAAUUGGAUAAAUAAAAAAUUAUACACAUAAACUCUGAAAGAAAAUAAUUCAUUAUAAAUACAUUAUGAAAUCUAAUCUUAAGGAUGAUACUAAGAAAGAAAUCUUACAGGGAUUAAAUAUAAAACUUGGUGGAGAUAUAAAUAACUUACAGGCAGCCUGUGAUUUACAAAAUGAGCUGGCCAAUAAAAGAGAUCGUCUUGAAAGUUCCUUAAGUGCUGCUAAUGAUGAGGUGCCCACAAAGCUUACAUCAGCUAUUAAUAAGGCAGAACUUAACUCAAAGCAAAUUGAAAACCUUAAAAUCAAAAGUGAUGACUUUAAGAAGAGAGCUGAGGACUUUUUAAGUAGAACACAACCACUGCUCAGUGAAUUAGAUAAAAGGUUUAUGGCUAUUAGUAAACUGGAAAAGGUUUUGGAGUAUUUUAAGUCUUAUGCAAAAAUUCAAGAUUUAAGUGAGCAGAUGAAGAAUUGUAAAGAUGAUGAGCAGCUGGUCUUAAUGUACAGUGACAUGAAAAUAAUGUGUCAACAAUACAAAAACUCACACCAAGCUAAUUAUGCAAAAGAAUAUACACAUUAUUGGCAUAAUAUCCUUAAGGACAAUUUAAUAAAGCACUAUGAUGAUGUACUCAAAUUAUUAAAAUGGCCACUAACUAGUGGAACUGACAUCUCACAAGUUUCAAAAGAGGUUCUUAACAAAUUCAACAAUUUGACAAGAAAUUUGUUUCUUAUUCAAGAGCCUGAGAAUUUGUUAGCUAAAGCUGCUAUUACCGGAGAUUUUUCCACAGUACAAGAACCCUCUCUACCAAUAAAGGUCUUGCUCCGGCCUCUAAAGAAGCGCUUUGCCUUUCACUUCACUGGUUCUCGGCAAACUGCAAGAAUUGAUAGACCUGAGUGGUUCCUUACUCAAACAUUAACCUGGAUUAAAGACCACCAGAUAUUUAUCAAGAAUAAUGUGCAACCAAUUGCAGAUAAACUUGAAUUGAAAAAUGUGAAUGCUUUGGACGAAUUCAAUGAAGGCCUAGUAGCGUUGGCGGCUGAGAGGCUACACACAGUACUAGCAAUGUAUCACAGUCAAAAUAAUAUAGUGGAUGUCGAUUCUGCAUUUGCACACGCUGUAGAUGAGACUCUAGGUUUUCAUAAAGAAUUAACAGAGAUAACGGGAUAUGAGUCAAAUAGUGUCCUAUCAGUAUUGACCAAAGCGGAGACUUUUGUACGGUGGUUGGCUGUUGAGAAGAAAUAUGCUCUUUCUAAGAUGGAUGAAAUGCUAGACAAUGAGCAAUGGUUCGAGCCAGUAGCGGCCGGCGUAGGGGCAGCAGUAGGAUCCUUCGUGUGGGUACCGCGUGGAUCCGAUUGGUUUGUGGCGUUAUUAAAAACCAUAGAAGAAAGAUACGCGAUCCUACCACAGCCUGGACAUCGAAUACAAUUCCUUGAACUACAAUUAGAAUUGAUCGAGGAAUGGCGGGUGCGCCUCACCCAAAUAAUGAGUGCUGCAGUGGAUAGUUUGAAACCAGACAGCUUUUUAGUUGCUGGUCCUCAUCCUCUCAUAGCCAUUGUCAACACCGCUCACCACACUAGGAGCGUAUUGCUGCAAUGGGCUCACUCUCUGCAUUACCUACAACUAUACUACUAUAGACGUCAGUUCCAUCAAUUCACUCAACAACAGCACAGCAGCGGGCAAGAGAGUGAGUCCUCAACAAGUUCUGAAGACGAAGAUGAGACCGAUGAAGAGACGUUCAGAGACGAAAGCGAAAACGAAAAGGAGGGUUCAAUAUGUUUGGAAGACGUGGAGACGCGAGCUAAAGAUCUAGCUUUGAAGGAAGUUAAUAAACGUCAUUCGAUCAUCGAUCCAAGUCAAUAUGACACUAGAACGAUAGCAAACCCAGCAGUGGCAGAACCGCUACCAGAAGGUGAUGGUGGUGAAGAUGGCGGUGUGUUCGGUGAUGCACCAGCUCUGUUACAUCACCUUCGACAAGCAGGUCUUACGGCGCUAGUCCAAUUCCUCGUUGUCGAGUUCAGGGACCAUUUACACGAUUAUAAAUCAUUGAAAUGGCACGCCAUGCUAACAGUGGAGCAGAGAGCUCUUUGCGUAUCCAGUGCUUUGGGCAGGCCAUUAUCGACCCUAUGCACUAGAUUGGUCACGUUGACUGAGAUGCUACCGCCUCAUAUUGGUCAACUGUUCAAAAAUGAGUUGGCUUUGCAGCUUGAUAACUGCUUGUUUCGGGAGGUGGUUAUAUGCAACUGGUUCAAUACUGGCGGAACUAUCCAAUUCACGCAUGACGUCAUGAGAAAUAUCUUGCCGGCUUUUGCGGGGUUCGAUAACAAAAUUCUGGAAGGUAUUCCUGUGCCAAGAUUGGCUGAAACCUGUAUGCUUCUCAACUUCGACUAUGAUGACGCGCGUCGUAUCCGAACGGGCUUAGCCAAAAAUGAUUCGGAUACGGUGAAUAGACUUAUCGCCAUGGGCCUCGUCGCCAUCACCCCGGCUGAGGCACUUCAGAUCCUCAACCAAAGGACUGAUCUCGCUGACGCGUCGUCACCUACUUCGGUGAUGGAGCUGUUCUAAAACAAAGGCCAAUCCGGAGUCAGUUAAAUCUUUCACAGUAGACUGUAUGUUUAGACAAAAAAUAUUUAUCUUAGGAAAGAGAAGGCGUGGUAAAUAACACAAUUCUAUUAAAAUUAAUACUUUUGUAUAUAAAGUAUCAAGAUUAAUAUCUUAUAAUGACGUUUCAGUGUUGCCAACAUUUUAAGUUUAUCUUUUCUUAUAAGGGAGCGUUCAAGUAUUAGGUCCUUACAUAUGAAAUUGGCGUUUUGUA